CGUACGUUAGCAUUUUUCCGGGGUUGUAUAUUUAAAGUUUUGUUUUACACUCGCCGCAUUAAUCCCCUUUUGGUUUUUCUGACUUUCUCCUUCCGUUUCGGACAAUUAAAAUUUCUUUAGUUUCUAUAAGUAUUUUUGGACAAAGGUGAACGGCACCGUCCACCGUCGUUUCCUAUUUAUCAACUCUCCAGUUCAACUCCCACUUGUUUGCCAGAUCUCUCUCUCUCUCUCUCUCUGUGUUAACCGGAGGAAAAAAACGCUACCCAUUCUUUCCUAACUCCGAGAACCACCGGAAACAAUGCUUCAAUUCCGAUCUUGAAAUGCGAUAGCUUCAGCCUCGAGAGUGGAGACUGGGUUUUCUAUAGAUUUUGUUUGGGGGUUAGGAAUUACAAGAAAAAAGUGCAAUAGGAAAAAAUCAUGGGUGUCUGCACCUCCAAGCCUGUUCCGGAGCGAACUAUUGAUGAUUUCAGCAAUGGUAGCAAUUCGAAACAGAAUCCAAGCGGCCCCAGCCAGGUGAAGGAUAGAGAUGUUGUGAGCUCCGGGAAUCAGCAAGAAGCCAAGAAAUCAGAUGUCGAAGCUGGUAAGAAGUCUCCCUUUUUCCCCUUUUACAGCCCAAGUCCGGCGCAUUACCUGUUCUCCAAGAAGUCUCCGGCGAGAUCUUCCGGCAAUUCGACGCCUAUGAAGUUUUUCAAGCGGCCGUUCCCUCCGCCGUCUCCGGCGAAGCACAUUAAGGCUGUGCUGCGGAGGAGGCAGGGCGCGGUGAAGCCUAAUGAAGCUUCAAUACCGGAGGGAAAUGAAUCGGAGGUUGUGACGUCGUUGGAUAAGAGCUUUGGGUUUUCAAAGCAUUUUGUUAGUAAGUAUGAGCUGGGGGAGGAGGUUGGAAGAGGUCAUUUUGGGUAUACUUGUAAAGCUAAAUUCAAGAAAGGAGAGCUCAAGGGACAAGAAGUUGCUGUUAAAGUCAUUCCCAAAGCCAAGAUGACCACUGCCAUAGCCAUUGAAGAUGUAAGAAGGGAAGUAAAGAUUUUGAGAGCUUUGACAGGGCAUAGCAAUCUCGUACAGUUUUAUGAUGCCUAUGAAGAUAAUGAGAACGUUUUCAUUGUCAUGGAGCUAUGUGAAGGAGGGGAACUUCUGGAUAGAAUACUUUCAAGGGGCGGGAAAUACACUGAAGAAGAUGCCAAGGCUGUCAUGACCCAGAUAUUGAAUGUUGUUGCUUUUUGUCAUCUUCAGGGUGUUGUACACCGGGAUCUUAAACCAGAGAACUUCUUGUUCACUUCCAAGGAUGAAAAUUCAGAACUGAAAGCAAUAGAUUUUGGAUUGUCAGAUUUUGUGAAGCCAGAUGAAAGGCUGAAUGACAUCGUUGGCAGUGCAUAUUAUGUUGCUCCUGAAGUUCUACAUAGGUCAUAUGGCACAGAGGCUGAUGUGUGGAGUAUUGGCGUUAUUGCUUACAUACUUCUGUGUGGCAGCCGUCCCUUCUGGGCUCGAACUGAAUCAGGAAUCUUUAGGACGGUUUUAAAAGCCGAUCCAAGUUUCGACGAACAGCCUUGGCCUACCCUAUCUUUGGAGGCAAAAGAAUUUGUGAAACGUCUGUUAAAUAAGGAUCCACGUAAAAGAAUGACUGCAGCUCAAGCUUUGAGUCAUCCAUGGAUUAAAAAUGGCAACAAUGUAAAGGUUCCCCUUGAUAUACUAAUUUUCAAACUCAUGAAAGCUUAUAUGCGGUCAUCUGCACUUCGUAAAGCCGCCUUGCGGGCCUUAUCUAAGACACUAACUGUUGAUGAAUUAUAUUAUUUGAAAGAGCAAUUUGCUUUGCUAGAACCAAGCAAAAAUGGCACCAUAAGUUUGGAGAACAUUAAAGCGGUGUUGAUGAAAAAUGCAACAGAAGCAAUGAAGGAAUCUCGUGUCCAUGAUUUUCUUGGAUCGGUAUGUAUCUCAGUCCAAAGAGAGGAAUUUUUUAUUGUUUGUAACGUGCUGUUGUGCAACUGAUUAUAAUUUCUUUCUUCAGCUUAAUGCACUUCAAUAUAGAAGGAUGGAUUUUGAGGAAUUCUGUGCUGCUGUGUUAAGCGUCCAUCAGCUCGAAGCUCUCGAUCGAUGGGAGCAACAUGCUCGUUGUGCAUAUGAACUCUUUGAAAAGGAUGGCAACAGGGCCAUUAUGAUUGAGGAGUUGGCUUCGGUAAUUUCCUCGUGUCCUAUUUGUAUAAUAUGCACAUCGGAUUACUUUCUGUGUUUGUGUUUUGUUGUUACUUAGAGAGAGAAAAUUUCUUAUUAUUCCAAGUAUAACAAGCUGGGCUGGUCUCUGUUUCAGGAACUUGGCCUGAGCCCUUCAGUUCCUGUCCAUGCUGUUCUCCAUGAUUGGAUCAGACACACUGAUGGGAAACUAAGUUUCCUUGGAUUUGUAAAGUUGUUGCAUGGUGUGUCGAGCCGCUCACUUCCUAAAGCUCAGUGAUAGUAAAUUAUAGUUAACCAAAUGCAGCUAAUGACCUCAUAGUCGGUAAUCUGUUGGCCAAAUGAAAGAGCGGAGAAGCUUGUGAUUAUAGUGUAAUCACACACCAUACAUAUAGGUUUGGAACAAGAUUGGAUAAUGUGAUUGGUAUUGAUGAAGUCCAUUCUUGAAAAUUUUUUCGGAGGAUCAGAAUUGUAAUUACGUUGUUGUUGUAGAAAAUAUGACUCCUGGGCGUCCUGGCGAUUAGUUUUCCCACUGUAAAGUUGUACGUAGCUGACCUGAAUCUCAAUAUUCUUCUAUAAGUGAGGAUUCUUCUGAGCUCGUUUGGGAAUGCAAAACCUCAUGUGUUUAACCUAAUAAUAGAUUAGAGUCACUGACAUCUUUGAUUUGCCUUGUAUUCUUCUUUCUUUCUAAUGUCAAAGUGAUUGAUGGGUUCUCUCUGGCUCAUCUUUUUUCACCUCACUCCAGUCUGUAAUUUUCCUCUCAACUUCAAGAUUCUACUACAACAUUCUUUUCUCAGCUAAGAUUAAAAAUAACUUCAG
Molecule: messenger RNA, 2979 nt
Organism: Oldenlandia corymbosa var. corymbosa
Lineage: Eukaryota; Viridiplantae; Streptophyta; Magnoliopsida; Gentianales; Rubiaceae
Source: the annotation of a GenBank genome assembly